AUGCAAGGCGGAGACGAUCCCGGUUAUGGAGAUUCGGGACAGGGGAGCUUUCCACCCCCCCAACGCUGGAGAUCGAGUCCCACCCCUCCUCCAUCCCAGAUGUGGAGUCCGCCAUCGCCGGCGCCGUGGCAACAAACACCCCAAAACCGGGGUCAGUCCCCGGCUUAUCAGCAGAGAUAUGCGGGUCGUACCCAACCGGGGACGGGCGACUACCGACCCAACAUGGACGCGAUAAACUUCCCGUCCCAAUUCCAAUCCUCCCCAUUCCAGAGCAGUCAAUCUCCGCUUGACGAAUCUGAUAGAUUCACAUGGGAACAAUUGAUGGGGUCGCAUGAUACCCCGACGACGAUGCCCAGUCGUGUAGAGACGGGGAGAGGAGGCGGUGGCGGCGGCGGCCGAAGUGGCGGUGGCAACGGCAGGCGAAGGGGCGGCGGCGGCGGCGGGCGAGGCGGAGGAUCCGCGCGAGGUGGCGGCAACGGUGAUGGCGGGCAGCAAGGCGGCCGCGGUGGUCGCGGACAAGGCGAUGGCGGCGACGGGCAGGAAGGCGGCGGCGGUGGUCACGGAGAUGGCGAUGGAGGUCGUGGUCGACGAGGGUUUCUGUACACAGACGCCGAGUCCAUUGCUAUUGCUAGGGCAUGGGACGCGGUGACGACAGAUGCCAUAGUUGGCACGGAUCAGACCGACUUAUGCUUCUGGCGGAAAGUCUUGGUGGUGUACAAUGAAUUCAAACCACCGGGGAGCGUCGACCGUACACCCGAUCAGAUUCGGAAGAAGUUCGGCAGGAUCACUACAACUCUUCGGAAGUUCAUGUUUUCGAUUUAG
Salvia hispanica is the source of this 822-nucleotide messenger RNA. NCBI's taxonomy places the organism in Eukaryota, Viridiplantae, Streptophyta, Magnoliopsida, Lamiales, Lamiaceae. The record is from RefSeq and is a predicted model, not a curated record.